Olea europaea var. sylvestris is the source of this 902-nucleotide messenger RNA. Its product is annotated as putative RING-H2 finger protein ATL21B. The transcript has 4 exons. Bases 1 to 861 code for a protein of 286 amino acids. The record is from RefSeq and is a predicted model, not a curated record. Lineage: Eukaryota; Viridiplantae; Streptophyta; Magnoliopsida; Lamiales; Oleaceae. Gene Ontology annotation, molecular function: polysaccharide binding.
AUGAAUCCUACGCGAGAUAGGAGUUUGAAUUGCGGUCAUAAUCCCGAGGACAUGUCGAAUGAUUGUCGAAUAACUCUUGGGGCUAAUAGCUCGGGCAUGUGGAAGAUACCCGAGCACAUAUAUUCUGAGCAUAUUGGUAAACAUAUCGACGAAAUAGAGUCAUCGGUCUGCACUGGCCUUGCCAAUUGUCUGUUUUAUCAUCUUCUCUUCUUCCCUCAAUUCUUGAUCACAGUUUCAAGCAGCACAGAAUUCUGCUUCACAUCAGCCUGUAGCCGGGGCGAGGCCAUUGUUCAAUUCCCUUUUCGACUCGAAAAUCGUCAUCCGAAACGAUGUGGAUAUCCGGGUUUUGACCUGUUUUGUAAUAGCCAAAACCAGACAAUAGUUGAGCUUCCCAAUUCAGGGAAGUUCACUAUCCAGGCUAUUGAAUAUGAAACUCAAAAUCUAUGGAUUAAUGAUCCUGAAUAUUGCCUCCCAAAAUGCCUUUUGAAAUUAAAUCUCUCCGGUUCGCCUUUUACUGGAGUUUUUUAUCAAGAUUUUACGUUGUUCAACUGCACGUUUGAUUAUCGAGGGUUGGAUCCUAUAGCUUGUCUUAGUGGGGAGAAUUACACAGUUUUUGCUACUUCUCAUAAGAGGGCUAUUAGUUUCUUGGCUUCUGAGUGUAAUUUGAUAGCAACAAUUGCUGUCCCGGUUCAAUGGACAUUUCUUGAGCCGGUUUUAUCAUCUGAUCUCAGUGGCGAUCUCCGACUCCAGUGGGCGGCGCCACUCUGCAGAAGGUGCGAGUCACGCGGCCGGCGAUGUGGGUUCAAGAGCAAUUCCAGUACCGAAAUUGAAUGCAGCAAUGUUAAUCGCCAUGGUAAGUGACUAGUUAUCGAACUCCUUUUCUUGCUUUCAAGAUUUCUUAA